CCAAGUCACUCGUCAGUCGUCAACUCGUCAGCAGUCCUGCGUGUUUCCGCAAUAAGAGCUCUUUUCGACUGUUUAGCCCCCUAUUCUGCGGGAUUCGAUUUUGUUUUUUUUUACGACACGCUGCGCCGUGUUUCCCGAAGUGUGUGUGUUGCACAUGGUUUCGGUGAUUUAGUCGUAAUCUUAAGAAUAAAUAACGUAGACCAAUUGAUACAUUAAAAUAGGCACAUUUUUAUUACUGUAAUUAAAAUGAGUGAGAGCACAGAAAUUCAAAUAAAAAAAGAAAAAGAUGUAGAAGAACUUCAGAUUAAGGAAGAAAGUGAAAUUAAUCCUAUUCAAGCCAAGAAGGAAAACGAAAUUGAUCCUAUUCAAAUCAAGAAGGAAAGCAAAAUUGAUCCUAUUCAAAUCAAGAAAGAAAGUGCAAUUAUUCCUAUUCAAAUAAAGAAGGAAAACGAAGCUGAUCCCAAUGAACUACAGAUCAAGAAAGAGUAUGUUUUGAGCAUUCGGGAAAGAGUUCUCUGUACGGAUUUGCUAUCUGCAAAGGAUCGUGUAUUGAUUGAUGGUGCAGAUAACUCUAAAUCAAAAGAAAAUGAUACAGACACAAUAGUUAAAGAAGACUUGAAACUAAUAUCGGUCAAAUUGAAGGGUCAGAACAAAAACCGUCCACCUCCAAUGAGAUUUGACAUCACUGAAAGAAUAUGUCCUUCAUUGGUUGAUGUUGCAGAAGAUGAAGAACCAAAAGUAUGUCCAUACAACCCAACUUGCCGUUACAGACAUGAUGUAGUAGAAUAUAUGAAGGAAAGGAAGCCUGACAUGUUACCUGGAGGAUGUCCAAACUAUCAGUCUAGUGGAAGGUGUUCUAGGGGUAUAAGCUGUCUGUUAGGUGAUGAACAUGUGACACCAGAAGGGAAAAACAAAAUUAACCCAAAUCCAACCAGUCCUGGUUCUGAAUACUUCAACUUCUUAUCCAAGGAUCUCCAAAAAUCACUCAGAAAGAAAACCUACAACUUCAAGAAAGCAGAGAGUUUUGUAAAAAAGAACAAUAAAGAUCAAGGUAACAGUAACAACAAGGAUAAGAAGGAAAAGAUUACUGAAGCAAAUGGAGAAUCCAUCAAUGUGAAUGCUGUGGCAUUGAAAGUAGAGCCCAAUAGUGAGAGUUCAGAAGUUGAAGAACCAUCAGCCAAGAAAAUUAAAGUAGAAAUUACUGGCCCAAUUACUAAUGAAGAUAUCACAUUGAAAACUGAAGAAAAGAAAAAGAUUGAUUGGAGGGGUAAAUUGUACCUGGCUCCCUUGACCACGGUAGGAAAUCUACCGUUUCGAAGGUUGUGCAAAGCUCUGGGAGCUGAUAUUACUUGUGGUGAGAUGGCCAUGGCUGAAACACUAGUCGGAGGAGGGCAACAAGAAUGGGCCCUCGUGCGCAAACAUAAGUCUGAAGAUCUUUUUGGAGUACAGAUCUGUGGCGCUAAUCCAUACAUUCUGGGAAAAUGUAGCCAACUGCUUGAAGAGAACACUGAAAUUGAUUUCAUUGACCUUAAUCUUGGCUGCCCAAUCGACAUGGUGUAUCAAAAGGGAGCGGGCAGUGGCUUAAUGCGUAGGAGGGGACCUUUGGAAUCGUCUAUCAAGACCAUGUCACAAUUGCUCAAGAUCCCGUUUACUGUUAAAAUGAGAAUGGGCGUCUAUACAGACCACCCAUUUGCUCAUCAAUUAGUAGAAAAAUGUCGGGAUUGGGGUGUCUCUAUGGUGACUGUACACGGUCGUUCCCGUGAGCAACGUUACACACGUCUCGCCGACUGGGAUUACAUAGGAAAUUGCGUCAAAGCCGCUGAUCCUAUGCCCAUAUUUGGAAACGGAGACCUGAUGUCUUACGAAGACUAUGAACGAGUAGUGGAUCAGAGUGGGGCUGCAGGCGUAAUGAUCGCUCGUGGGGCUUUAAUCAAACCUUGGAUUUUCACUGAGAUAAAAGAGCGUAGGCAUUGGGACAUCAGCUCUAGCGAACGGUUUCAGUAUAUGAAAGACUUUUGUAACUAUGGCCUUGAACAUUGGGGUUCGGAUUCCCAGGGUGUGGAGAGAACACGAAGAUUCCUUUUAGAGUGGCAGUCAUUUGCUCAUCGCUAUGUUCCCGUUGGUUUACUGGAAAGGCCGCCGCAAAAAAUGAAUCUCCGUCCACCCCCUUUCAGAGGCCGUGAUGACCUGGAGACGCUACUGGGUUCACCUAACGCAGGAGAUUGGGUCCGUAUUUGCGAAAUGUUCCUUGGACCAGCACCUGACGGGUUCCAGUUCUUGCCAAAACAUAAAGCCAACUCGUGGAAGUGAGCAUAAUCAUUCACAUCCAUUUUCAUGUUUUUUGCUAGUUCAAAGCAAAUACUAACCAAUG
Molecule: messenger RNA, 2371 nt
Organism: Daphnia pulicaria
Lineage: Eukaryota; Metazoa; Arthropoda; Branchiopoda; Diplostraca; Daphniidae
Gene: Dus3
Product: tRNA-dihydrouridine(47) synthase [NAD(P)(+)]-like
Exons: 8
Coding region: 247-2310 (687 amino acids)
Biological process (GO): tRNA processing
Molecular function (GO): tRNA dihydrouridine synthase activity; flavin adenine dinucleotide binding; RNA binding
Source: RefSeq, a predicted model, not a curated record